Molecule: messenger RNA, 1243 nt
Organism: Nomascus leucogenys (northern white-cheeked gibbon)
Lineage: Eukaryota; Metazoa; Chordata; Mammalia; Primates; Hylobatidae
Gene: GLUD1
Product: glutamate dehydrogenase 1
Exons: 5
Coding region: 1-618 (205 amino acids)
Biological process (GO): L-glutamate catabolic process
Cellular component (GO): mitochondrion
Molecular function (GO): L-glutamate dehydrogenase (NAD+) activity
Source: RefSeq, a predicted model, not a curated record
AUGUAUUCUUCUCUCUGCUUUCAGGACCAUUACUCUCUUUUUUUCUGCCUUUUUGUUUCCCUCCGGCGAGUCGGCGCCACUGUGAAUUUCCGUUUCCGGCGGUGUCUAUACAAAAUAAGACUGUCUCUAGUUACUCCUGGUCUACCGGAUAUUAAUGCACACGCCUAUGUUACUGGUAAACCCAUCGGCCAAGGGGGCAUCCAUGGACGCAUCUCUGCUACUAGCUGUGGUGUCUUCCAUGGGAUUGAAAACUUCAUCAAUGAAGCUUCUUACAUGAGCAUUUUAGGAAUGACACCAGGGUUUGGAGAUAAAACAUUUGUUGUACAGGGAUUUGGUAAUGUGGGCCUACACUCUAUGAGAAAUUUACACAGUUUUGGUGCUAAAUGUAUUGCUGUUGGUGAGUCUGAUGGGAGUAUAUGGAAUCCAGAUGGUAUUAACCCAAAGGAACUGGAAGACUUCAAAUUGCAACAUGGGUCCAUUCUGGGCUUCCCCAAGGCAAAGCCCUAUGAAGGAAGCAUCUUGGAAGCCGACUGUGACAUACUGAUCCCAGCUGCCAGUGAGAAGCAGUUGACCAAAUCCGACGCACCCAGAGUCAAAGCCAAGGUGACAACAUUAUAGAAACCGGAACCAACAUUAUCAAUGUGAAUGACGUUAGGGGGGUCAUAGAAGAGUCUGAUUGAGUUUUCUCUUUCUUUUUAGCAGCUUUAUUGGCACAUAUUGCACAUACCAUACAGUUCCCCCAUUUAAAGUAAAUAAUUUAACAGCUUUUAGCUACCUGCACAGAGUUGUGCAACCACUACCAAAGCAAACGCAUCUGCCUGACACUCCUGUAAAAACAAAACAAAACAAAAACCUAGAUAAAUAGAAAAGUGAAAGGUAGUUUUAUACACUUUGCAGAGCAAAAUAACCUCUGUUAAUUUAAUUUUAACUGAAACUGUGCUUCUCCCCACAGCCCCCUGUUCAUAUAUGCACAUCUCUUGCCCUCAGUGGAGGGGAUUUGAUGGUGGUGUUGGCAUUUCUCUAUGUUCCUGACUCUCUUGCAGAUCAUUGCUGAAGGUGCCAAUGGGCCAACAACUCCAGAAGUUGACAAGAUCUUCCUAGAGAGAAACAUUAUGGUUAUUCCAGUAAGUCAUCUGUAUUUAUUAGGCUUUAUAUGUACUUAGGAUCAUAAUUGUCUUUUGCAAGGAAUUUGGAGGAAGAGAGGAAUUAUUAGUCUCCCAAGCUCUAGUGAAUUCAUCUUUAU